ACCACCGUCUGGCCACCUCAGACUGCCAGACUAGUCUCAUCUAAAGCGGUUGUUCACGUUGGUGACAUUUCUGGCCUCACUUUCCCUCGAUGGUCGAUCACUGCCGCAAAUCGAAGAGGUUUCCAGGUCGGCAGCAACCCUACUUAAACUUUCUCCUCCGGCCACCUCAGGCAGCGGCACUACUUGGGUUUUGCAGCCCUUAUCAUUCUGAUCAUCCAAGUAUAAGCCAUCAACAUCUAAUCGGCCGGAGAAAGGAGAAUUGCCGACUUGAAGAUUUUUGGUUCCGGGAUCAUUCGAGGUUUGCUUCAGAGGCUCUGAGCAAGCGUGGAGCUUUGGGAAGCACCAAAAACACUGAAGAAGGGAAGGAGGACUCUUUCGUGUUCUCGAGGUGCUUCUCUCUGUCAUCAAGAUCCUCCUCCAAGGUCUCCUCCACCUUGGAGCUAGUAGGGGGAGAAUCUUGGAUCGGAUGGUUGUAUAUUCCACCUAUGGCCAUGUGACAAAGUCUCUCAUCAUCAGCUGUUGUUUCUAUGAAGCGUUCAAAGGAAGCUGAUCAAGAAAAACUAGUAGUGAAGGGAAAGAAGACUUGCCCAAGAGCUCAGCUGGUUCUGUUCAUGGAUCCAAGAACAACUCUGCAGGCCUAGGCAAGAUUGGUGUUAGUAAACAACCGAUGUUAGUCAUGUCACAGAACGAUUUGGCGGAGCCAUCUUCAGCUAUGAGGUGGCCUUGCCCCCACUCCUCCACAACCCCCAACCACCACCACCAAACCCACAACCACCCAAAAAAAAAAAAUUUGGGCAGCUCCGCCAUUAUGCUCAUAAGGUUUACUUGAACAAGAAUAGUAAGAGCUGGAAGGCUUCUAAUCCCUACAGGUAAGACACGAUUGGGUUCUCCGUUCUUUGCCAUGGUUAGGCCACUGGCGAUGUUCUUUACCGCCUCUGCCUCGGCUUGAUUGUCAAUUUUUGGAGAAGAAAAAACACUAUUACACUGAUAGUUUACAAGUUACUAUAACUAGAAGAAGAAAGUGGCCCAAAGUUAACGUCCAUGCAACA
Molecule: messenger RNA, 1049 nt
Organism: Rosa chinensis
Lineage: Eukaryota; Viridiplantae; Streptophyta; Magnoliopsida; Rosales; Rosaceae
Exons: 2
Coding region: 90-497 (135 amino acids)
Source: RefSeq, a predicted model, not a curated record